Messenger RNA from Setaria italica (foxtail millet), 2376 nucleotides. RefSeq names its product cell cycle checkpoint protein RAD17. The record is from RefSeq and is a predicted model, not a curated record. NCBI's taxonomy places the organism in Eukaryota, Viridiplantae, Streptophyta, Magnoliopsida, Poales, Poaceae. The coding region runs from base 242 to 2104 and encodes 620 amino acids. Gene Ontology annotation, biological process: mitotic DNA replication checkpoint signaling; DNA repair; DNA damage checkpoint signaling. The transcript has 12 exons. Gene Ontology annotation, molecular function: chromatin binding.
GAUCCGCACCUCCUCGCCGCUCCGACGCUCGCAGUCUUGGAAGCCGCCUCCCCGGCUCCCCCUGCAUUCCCCAGUUUCCUUCCCCGCCUGGCCGCCUAGACCCCGCCCAAAACCCCCAACGUCGCGCGGGGGCCGGGGAGCGAAACGAACCCCCAGCCUAACCAUGUCGCCCUCCGGAUUCACCGGUUCUAUCUAUCCCUAGGAUCCUUGCAAUUGACACGGCCUCCCGCCGCCGCCACCAAUGGGGAAGCGGCCGCCGGUCGUCGUCCUCUCAUCUUCCUCCGGCGAAGAUGACGGCGGGGGGCGCCGCGGCCCUUCGGCGCGGAGGUCGAGGACGCCUGCGUCGGCGCCGGCGCGGGCGCAGUCUCAGGCAGCGAGCGGCUCCAGGAAAAAGCCGCGCCGCGAGAGCAGCGCGGGGAGGGGACGCCGCCGCGCCUCGGGACCCGCGCCGUUGGACUCCUUGAAGGCUGAAUUUGAUAUGCUCUCAGAAGAUUUUUCAGAAUGUUUUGAUGACUUGGGUAUGUCAGGAUCCAUACGGAAAACGAAAGAGCUUUGGGUUGACAAGUACAAACCCCACUCAUUAGCAGAGCUGGCUGUUCAUAAAAAGAAGGUCGAAGAUGUAAAGAAAUGGUUUGAAGAGAAGCUGACAGCACCAAAGCAAACAGUUGGAGGAUGGACUCUUGUCCUAACUGGGCAAACUGGCGUUGGAAAAUCAGCAACUGUGAAAGCGAUUGCUGAAGACCUUGGAGUGGACUUAUGUGAGUGGACAACUCCAGUGCCAACACUGUGGGCUGAACAUGUUCAUGCUAAUUCAGGAUUACGCUAUAUAUCCAAGCUGGAAGAAUUUGAAAACUUUGUGGAGAAGAUAAGGAAAUAUGCAAUGCUUCAUCCAACCAGCAUCACAUCCCAAAGAAAGCUUAAUAUUAUUCUGAUUGAUGACAUCCCUGUAACAAGUGGAAAUGCUGCUUUUGCAAGACUAGGAAAAUGCUUAACUGGUUUGAUUCAUAGCACACAAGUACCAACUGUCAUUUCACUUACUCACUAUCACAAAAGUGAGAGUAAUGAUACUGCAAUGUGGAACUCUGAGGACCUUGAGUCCUUACUUCAAGAUGCUGGUGCUCAUAAGAUUGCUUUCAAUCCAGUAACCACAAAUUCGAUCAAGAAAAUUCUUAUGCGAAUAUGCAAAGAAGAAAGAUAUGAUGCAUCUGAAGAACUACUGCAUCAAAUAGCAAUAUCCAGUGGAGGUGACAUCAGACAUGCAAUAAUGUCUCUUCAAUACUAUUGCCUUGAUCCUAGAAGGCAUAGUUCUGCACUGGCAACAAAUGGUACUCGUGCUGGUUCAAAGAGCCGUGAUUCUCUGGUUCCACGGCAGGAGAGCUAUGGCCUCAGCAGUGCACUAUCCUCUCCAUGUGGAAGAGAUGAGACACUUACACUAUUUCAUGCAUUGGGGAAAUUUUUGCACAAUAAGAGGGAAAUUAAUGGUGGUGUUGAUAUCGACCUGGAUCCAUUCCCUCUUAAAGAAAAGCUAAGAAGAAAUUUACUCAAAAUGGAUGUUCCUGAAAAGAUUCUUUCACAAGCACACGGAAAAGUACGGACAGUCGCAGAUUUUCUUUAUGAAAAUGUUCUUGAUUUCAUUGAUAAUGAAGCUGUUGAUGAUGCAUGGGCUGUGGUAUCGUAUUUGAGUGAGGCAGAUUGUCUUCUUGCUGGCAGUCCAAUCACAUCAUACAACUCAGAAAACAUGGCACAACUCAUUGCUGCAUCUGUUACAGCACGAGGGGUUCUUUUUGGAAAUGCUCAUGUUGCUUCCUCGAGGUGGCAUACUAUCCGGAGCCCAAAGCUUUGGCAAACUGAGCAGUCAUUUCGAUCUAAUAAGGACCAGAUUUUAAAUGAAAGAUUUGAUUGUUCAAGUUCCUGUGCUUCCUGCAACUUCUCUGACUUGGUCACAGAAUUCAGACCCUUGGAGAGAUGGAUUGGUCCUCGCAACAAUGGGCCUAUAAGCAGCUCAUGGCAUCAUGGUGUAGGUGGCUCGCACUUGGUCAAUAAACUCGAUGCUGAUGGAAGUAACUAUGAAGAGGAAGAUGAUGACGUGAUAGAAGAAUGCUAAAAGUUAGAUCAUGCACAGUGCAUUAUCCUAUGAGCCGCCGCCAUGUCGUUGAUGGAUGCUGCAUAGCUGAUUUUGUAGUGGUUCAGUUGAAGACUAGAGCAGGCAAUGCGGUAGGAUAGCUCUCACCAAAUGUUAGAGCAGGUGCCAAUGCUGGAUGUUCAAUUUUGGCGAGCUGAUUUAUCAUGUUCAUAGCUACAAAUGAUGGCUGACGCUACAGAAUCAUUUAUUCUAACAUGUGAAUCAUCUGAACCGGUUUCCGUUUCCCUUCCACA